CUCAGAAAACCCAAAACGUCAGCAUUGUUUCUUGUUAUCUUUUGCCGUUUUUAAUCGUGUUCGUCGCCUCCAUAAAAAUUGCGAUAUUACUGAUCGGUCAAACCUAAUUUUCUACUAGCGUUCAUAUCAACAGGUUCAUUCUUUUAAACGUGUCUACUAAGAAGUCAUACAUACUUUGUUAGUGGAAGUCAGACUGCUUCAUCUAGACUUUUGCAUUUCUUUUCGAAAAAGUUAAGAGGAAGAAGUUCCUUGAAAUCUGAUCAGUGAUCAGGUAACAAGCGGCCCUUGGAUUUGUCUUAAACGGCAACGUUUGUAUUUGCUGCUGUGAAUAACCAUAAGAUUAGGUUCAGCCAGAAUGUCUGGGAAAAGUAUUAUGAACAAAUUUCUGCUCCGGAAUAUUGUGCGGAUGAUGAUAAACUGCUCGUAUAUAUGUACGUUUUACAUGAUGAUCCUCUGUCUGCUGGACACGGCAGGGGUAGGCGCUAACAAAUUACCAGAGGAAGACAUCUCAAUGGUGACGGAGCUUAAUAAACCAGAUGUGGAAAGCAGCGGCAGCCCAAACGAGAAGAAAAGUGGUGGUUUCUUUAACUCGGAUGUGGGCUUCAUACAUGCGUUUGUUGCAUCGUUCUCUGUUAUAAUCGUUUCAGAGCUAGGCGACAAAACGUUCUUCAUUGCCGCCAUUAUGGCCAUGCGCCACCCUCGGCUAACCGUGUUCACUGGAGCGAUUGCUGCGUUAGCGCUCAUGACGGUUCUGUCGGCUGUGUUUGGAAUGGCAGCUACCAUAAUUCCGCGGGUUUAUACGUAUUACAUUUCGACGGCACUGUUUGCUUUAUUCGGAUUGAAAAUGCUCAAAGAGGGCUACUACAUGUCUGCAACCGAAGCUGCCGAAGAGUUAGAGGAGGUGCAAUCUGAUCUCCGAAAGCGGGAAGACGAGUUAAUACGAUCGAUGAACAAUAACCGCAAGGAGACAGUUGAGCUGGUCCUCCUGAAUGAACAAGACAGUAGUAGCAAGGCAUUAACCUCACCCGACCGUACCGGCGGAAGUACACUGAACGGAUCGAUCCAUUCACUCGUCUCGAAUCGCCACGAUCUGCCUCAACCGAUUCGCAUGUCCGUAUCGACAUCCCAGUUGCAAGCAUCGAAUCUCCAUCUCGCUAGUCAUCAUCUCAAUGAUAGCAUAAACAGUAUUAAUAGGAAUAAGCAUGGUUCGUCCAAAAGUCUUGCCGUAACGGUCGGUGAGCAGAACAAGCAACGCCAGCGGGCACGGUCGGGGAUCGUGGCCAACGGUGGAAUCGGUACAGGCACCACAGUCAACGGUACAGUACCGAACGGAUUAACCGAUGCGAACGAAAUUGUGACGUCCGGUUCAACCGGUUCUCUCGGCCAAAACAAACGGCUGGAGAAGGAAGCUUCUGCAACGCUAAUUCAAGAUGCUGAAACUGGAGUGAUACGCAAAAACAAGCAACAAACGGCGAUGAAUCUGUUGGUACGAAUCUUCAUGCAGGCAUUCACGAUGACGUUUCUGGCCGAAUGGGGUGACCGUUCCCAGCUCACCACAAUCAUUCUAAGUGCCCGCGAAAACGUGUACGGUGUGAUCAUUGGAGGUGUUAUUGGUCAUGCGAUUUGUACUGGACUGGCUGUCAUUGGAGGGCGAAUGAUUGCACAGAAAAUUUCCGUUAGAACAGUGACCCUAAUUGGAGGAGUUGUUUUUCUGUUGUUCGCAGUGAGUGCACUGUUCUUCAGUCCGGAAGAGGAAGAACCGGUGAAGGUUUCGCCCUAGUGUGAUACAUUUUUUUGUGUUGAAAACAAUCUUAGUCAAGAAGAUGACCCAAUCUUAAGUAUUCGAUUUAAGUAAAAGUGAAAAGUUACGUAUUGCUGUGUGCUCUUCAAAGUUUAUAAAUUUAUAGUCCAUCCAACACGUGAAUCGCAAAAAAAUAGACACAAAUUCGUUCCUAUUUGGACAUAUAAACAAUAUACAUUGGAUUAUUAUUAAAAAUAUGAUUAUAAAUUGGAUGCUCAUGCAAAUCAUUAUCGAUUGUUUUCUUUUCUAAUAUACAGAUCAGCAAAGAGUAAAAAUACAGUGAUUCGAAUAAAAUUUCUACACUGUGCUGUUCCACGUAUAAUUUCCACAUAUUCUAUAGGAUUUUCUAUAUUUGCAUGGGACAAUUGUUCGUAGAACAACAGUACAUCUGCCUGAUCAGUUUGCUUGCCACUCUAACCAUAUAAAAUAUCCUUUAGUCGCUGAGAAUUCCUCAUAACUGUGUACGGUAGUUUGUAUGAAGAGUAGUUUUGGAUGACUUUUUGGGCGAUAAAAGUAAAGUCAAACGAGAAAACAAUUAGUUCAUUGUCGAUUUGAGCUGCCCAUUACAGUAGUAUUGUUGGUAGUAAAAUGUGUAAAUGAGUAAAGAUAGUAUUGAUGCACUGUAUAAAAUACCCCAGAAGAGACCAUUUGAAUUAAAAAAUAUAUAUACUUGAA
Messenger RNA from Malaya genurostris, 2476 nucleotides. Its product is annotated as transmembrane protein 165. Gene Ontology annotation, biological process: manganese ion transmembrane transport; Golgi calcium ion transport; Golgi calcium ion homeostasis. Gene Ontology annotation, molecular function: manganese ion transmembrane transporter activity; calcium ion transmembrane transporter activity. Gene Ontology annotation, cellular component: Golgi apparatus. The record is from RefSeq and is a predicted model, not a curated record. The transcript is spliced from 5 exons. NCBI's taxonomy places the organism in Eukaryota, Metazoa, Arthropoda, Insecta, Diptera, Culicidae. Bases 356 to 1780 code for a protein of 474 amino acids.